Molecule: messenger RNA, 4602 nt
Organism: Dioscorea cayenensis subsp. rotundata (Guinea yam)
Lineage: Eukaryota; Viridiplantae; Streptophyta; Magnoliopsida; Dioscoreales; Dioscoreaceae
Product: disease resistance protein RGA2-like
Exons: 5
Coding region: 36-3896 (1286 amino acids)
Biological process (GO): defense response to other organism
Molecular function (GO): ADP binding
Source: RefSeq, a predicted model, not a curated record
CACAGUUUUCUUUGGUGACAAACCUUCAGCUCAUCAUGGUUUCUGUUAACUUAGCAGGCAUGACAGGAGCCAUUCUUGCACCAUUAUUACCUCAUGCUCUGGACAAAUUAAUCAGCUGUUUGGUGGAGUAUCUUUCCAGGGACGAGGCAUCAUCCUCUAGUGAAGUAGAUAAACAUCAACAACUGCAGAAUGAGCAGGAAGCCUUGGAAGAUGCCAAUAUCAAGCUCAAGAUUAUGCAAGAUGAAGUCAGGAAGUUGCAUAAACGAGAUAAAAAAAAUAUGAGGCUUAUCCAUAUCAACAACAAACUCAGAGAUGUGGGUUAUGAGAUUCAAGACUUGGAAGGUGAUUUGGAGUACAUGGAGCUGCAACGAAAGGUUGAGGAGAUCAACCUGCAGGAUGAAGCUGAUGACAAGAGACAAUCUAAAAAACCAAAACGCUUGUUUUGGUUUUCUUGGAUAACAGGACAAUCAAGCAACAAAAGACGUCGGCUUUCUUCAUCUGUGUCCACAGAUGAUAUAGUGAAUAGGAUGAGGACUAUUGUAAAACAAAUUAAUUGCAUUGACUCAGAGAUGACUACUGAAAUUAAGGUGGAUCAGUUGUUUCAACAAAUUGUCCUGAAUGGUGUUUAUGAUCCUUGGGGACAACAUCAAGUGAAAAAAAACCAUGGACGUGAGACGACAUCAUCAAUAAAGGAAAGGAAGAUAUAUGGUCGAGACUCGGAAAUUGAAAGGUUGACAGAGUUGCUGACAAAACCAACUAAGCUCAUUGGCAAUAUUUCUGUUGUAUCAAUUAGUGGGAUGGGUGGUAUUGGCAAAACUGCUCUGGCAGAAUUUGUCUUUAACAGCCAAGAAAUUAAAGAUCAUUUUGACAAAAGAGUAUGGAUAUGUGUUACAGACAACUAUGACAGAUUCAGAAUCAUCAAAGAAAUCAUAGAUUUACUUUCUAUGGAUGAUGACAUUAAAUUUCCACAUGAUACUACCAGUUUGGAUCUUCUUGAGACAAAACUUAAAAGAAGUCUAACAGGGAAAAAGUUUCUGCUGGUGCUAGAUGAUGUUUGGUCUGCUGAAUGGCAACAACUCCUUGACUCUCUUCGAUCUUCACAGGUUAAGAUUGUUAAAAUCUUGGUGACUUGUAGAAAUCCUAAAGCAUUAGGAAGUCAAGACAGAAAUUAUGGCAUUUCUUUGGAAGGUUUAUAUGAUGCAGAAUGCUGGUCAUUUUUUUUUAAUUGUGUCUUCGCAGAUGAGAAUUCUGAUAACUACCCGAAAAGACUACUUAGCAUCGGAUGGCAGAUAAUGAAAAAGCUGAAUGGGUCACCAUUAGCAGUGAAAACAGUGGGAAGAAUUUUAGGAUGCAGUUUGACUGAAAAGCAUUGGAAGGAUCUAUUAGAGAGUGAUUUGUGGAAAUUAGAAAAUGAUGAAAAUGAUAUUAUGUCUGUGCUUGCAUUAAGUUAUUAUCAUCUACCUCAGCAUCUUCAGUUGUGCAUUGCCUUUUGUUCGGUGUUUCCCAAAAAUUUUAGUUUUGACAAGUUAAGUGCUAUUGACAUGUGGAUAGCUCAUGGUUAUGUACAUGAAAAUGGAAGCAGUUCAAAGACAAUGAGAGAUAUCGGAAGAGAGUAUUAUGCUGAACUAGUAGCAAUGGGUUUCUUUAGCAAUAAUGUAUCUUUCAAAAUGCAUAAUUUAAUUCAUGAUUUGGUCCAUUCAAUUUCUCAUGGGGAAAUUUAUAUUUAUGAGGGUCGAAAAGAUGAAAAAAUCUCAAAAAAUGUCCGCCAUUUAUGUGCACGAAGUUUGUUUGAUCUUGGAUUGGUGUACAAAACUAAUAACUUGCGCACACUUGUGUUAUACAGAGCUGGUGACGUGUGUGCUUUUCUCAACCAUGGAGCGUUCAAAAGAAUCAGAGUGUUGGUCAUCUUAGAUACUAAUAUGGAAGAACUCCCCGAAACUAUUGUGAAUCUAAGAUACUUGCAAUAUCUAGAUUUGGAGAAAACCAAUAUCAAAUCAAUACCAGAAUCAAUAUGUGUGCUUUAUCAGUUGAGAGUGUUGAAAUUGCCACCUCUGUAUACCCACCCAAGUCUAUUUCAUAGCCUCAUAGAAUUUCGAGAGUGGAACUUAUUUAAAGCUGAUAAUGCAAUUUACUCCUCGCGGGGCUGGCCAAUAUUUUCUGUGAAAAGGGGAGGAAAUAACAUGAUCUCACAAUUGAGGAAUAUGAACGAACUAAGGGGAUCAAUUAUGAUUAAUGGCUUGGAGAACAUUGACACUGCAGAAGAAGGGAUGAAAGCCAAAUUGAAGGAAAAAUGUCACAUUGAUGUAUUAACUUUAAGUUGGAAAUAUACAGCGGAUGGUUGCAAGCAUGAUGUCCAAGAAGAAGUACUUGAAGGUUUUCAACCUCAUCCUAACUUAAAUUGUCUAUUCAUUGAAGGGUACAUGGGUUCCAAAUCGCCAAGCUGGCUUAUGAUAUUACAGAAGCUACAAACACUAUACUUAUUUGAAUGUAGAAACUGGGCACGUCUACCUGCAGCACUUGGGUUGUUACCCUCCCUUGUAGCACUGGGGUUAUCAGGCAUUAAUAACAUAACAAUUGAGGGUGAUGAUACUGUGACUCAAAUGUUUACUUCACUGGAAUUCCUUGAAUUGAAGAAAGCAACAGUUUCUUUCGAGGGCAUGUUGUUGUCAUCAUCAUCAUCUUUAACAACAGCAAGUUGCCGCAAGUUAUUUCCUCGUCUUCAGAGUCUGAUAGUGGAGAAAUGCAACGGAGUGAAUGGAUUACCCUGGAAAAUGCUUUCUUCAUUAAAAGCUCUCAAAAUAAAUGCUAGUCGUGGGCUCCAAGGUCAAGUGCCAGGAUGCCUCCAAAACCUAAAUUCUCUUACUUCAUUGAAAAUAAAAGGGUUAAAGAUUGAAAACACGAACAUGAGGGCACAACAGCAGCAGCUGGGGGGACUCGUACCAAAUUUACGAAAGCUUAACAUAGAAUGUUGUGAAAAUGUGGGAUUUCUACUUGAUGUAUUGCUUAGUAUUCCUUCACUAAAGAAAUUGACUAUUUCCAAAUGUGGUGGUCCAGUAAGUCUUUCUUCACUUUCACACUUGUCUUUCCUUACAUACAUUUCAUUACAAGAGGUGGAGAUAACAGUGGAUGACGUCACUCUAGUGUUUCCGUCUCUUCAAACUUUGAGAUUGAAAGAAGCAUCAAUGAUUUUCCAGAACAUGCCAUCAUCGUCGUCGUUGUCGGAAACAACACAAAAUCUAAACCACUUUCCCAUGCUUACCGACCUCACAAUUGCGUGUCGUGAAGUGAAUGGGUUACAUUGGCCCUUGUUUUCAACACUAAAGAGCCUAAAGAACAUAAAUAGUCCUGAACUGGAUGACCACUUGUUGCCAGGAUGUCUCAAUGCCUCCUCUGUUCUUACUUCUUUGCAACUGACUGGGGCAAAGAUUAAAACCUUUCAUGCAGAGUUGAUGGCGACACCGAAUGCACUUCGGUAUUUAUGUCUUGAAGAUUGUAAUGAGCUGAUAUCAGUGGAGGGUCUACAUGCCCUUCCCUCCCUGAUAUUUUUACGGAUCAUUAAUUGCCACCAAUUCAGAACCCUAUUUAUGGAGCAGAUCACAGAACAGGGUGUCUUUCUUCCAAAACUCUCUGACAUAUAUAUUGAGUCUUGUGAAAAUCUGGAAUCUCUGCCGGCUUGGGUGCCUCGUCUUCCUUUGCUCAUAUCAUUGAGUAUUACCAAGUGUCCCAAGUUCCAUUCAUUGCCGGAGGGCGGCCUCCCUUCCUCACUUCAAAGAUUGACGAUAAGAGAAUGUGACCCCAGCUUAAUGAAACAGUGCCAACAAGAGGGCUCUCCUGAUUGGUUAAUGAUUGAGCACAUCCCUGUACAAACUUAUAAAUGGAAUGAAAUUUAUUUGUGAGCAUUUUUGGAUUAAAUUCUGGCCAGUGAUUAUAGGCUGCAAGCCUACAAAGAGACCUCUCACAAUUUGUCUAUGGCAGUGAGUUGUUUUUGUUCGUUAAUGAAAACUAAAGUGUGAACAUGGUUGCCAUUAUUAUCGCUAAAUUACAUGCCCUUCUAGGCGCUCACCAGGGGGAGUAAUUGCAGAGGAGUUGAUCAUUUUAACGUUAUGAUAGGAAAACAAUCUGUCCUUUUUGUCAACUUUUGCUCAGUGGAAUUCAACAACUCAAAAGCAUAACUCUCUUACACUCAUGGUUUCAAAGUUACUUUCCACCCCACAAGAAGGAGACUUCAUUUUGAAAUAACCUGGUCAAUGGAAGUGAGGACAAGCAAAGUCAAAGUUUUCUCCAACAAAUGCUCAAUACUUGCGUCUCUUUAACAUGCUGCUUGGGCUUGAAUUUAUAGCAUCAAUUAUAUGACUGACACUCUUGAAAGAUUGGAGGCAAAUGUGAUUGCAUCACCACCACUCAUCUGAAGCAUUCAAGAUUUCAUUAAACAAACUGUGAAGAGAAAUGUGGAUGAAGCUUUUUUUUUUCCUUUUUGGUUGGAGAGCUAAUAACUGUUGUGUUAUUAAUAUCGAUUUACUCUUUCUCGAUUUCAAUGUUGCUGCAAAAGCAAAAUGUUAUAUGUUUUUGUUCCGACACAUUUUUUUAAUUAAUAAAAAUAGA